AAGGGCACAUCCCUCGAGCUGCCGCCCAGCGCGCAGGCAGAGCCCAGCGGAGCGAGCGGGCGAGCGUGGAGCCAGUGCGCAGCCGAGCUCUCGGACCAGGAAGCCACCGGGGCACCGGGCAGUGGCCGGGCGGGGCAGCUCGAUCCCGGGGGCGGAGCGGCGGAGCGGGGCUGUGGGCGCCGAGCGGGCGGCGGUGUCCGGAGGACUUCCCGGCGAGCGCACGGAGCUGUAGGGUCGCAGGUGGCAGAGCGCUCGGCCAGCUGGCCCCGGGCACCAGAAUCCGGUGCUGCCGAGCCGGGAAGGGCGCAGCGCCCACCGCAGCCUACAGCUUUCCCGGGACGUCUGGGCGCCCAUGACGGCGACAGCGACAGUGCUCAAGGAGGGCGUGCUGGAGAAGCGCAGCGGUGGGCUGCUGCAGCUGUGGAAGCGGAAACGCUGUGUGCUCACCGACCGCGGGCUGCAGCUCUUCGAGGCCAAAGGCACGGGCGGCCGGCCCAAGGAGCUCAGCUUCGCCCGCAUCAAGGCCGUGGAAUGCGUGGAGAGCACCGGGCGCCACAUCUAUUUCACGCUGGUGACCGAGGGUGGUGGCGAGAUCGACUUCCGCUGCCCCCUCGAGGAUCCUGGCUGGAACGCCCAGAUCACCCUGGGCCUGGUCAAGUUCAAGAACCAGCAGGCAAUCCAGACAGUGCGGGCCAGGCAGAGCCUAGGCGCCGGGACCCUCGUGUCCUAAACCGCACAGUUUACCAUCUUACCUUCGUGCUCCGCACCCUCCCCACCACGUGGUGUGAAGAGGUCAAGUCAGCUUUCCGGCCCCUUUUGGCUCCUGGGAGGGUCACUGCGCUCCCAUAUGUCGAGGCGGAAGCUGUGGUCACGUGGAGGAGGCGGUGGAGCUGAAGGAAUGGAUGGGGCCCUGGGGAGGAGGGCAGAAGGCCACGUGGGGCUGAGGAUGAAGAUUCAGCCCCUGGACACUCUCAGAGUCUCAGGACAUUCCCAGCUCAGGGCUUUGCCGCCACAGCCUGGCAUAUAGAUCGCGAUGGAGAGCUGGCAUCUGAGCACCCUCCCCCAGUGGCCCCAUCAGCUGACUGCAGACUGUUAGUCCCCAGCUUGGUGCCAUGCCCGGAAGAGGACAUUUCCCCGUGAGGUACCACACCAGUGCCUCAGGACUCAGGAGGCCAGCCUGGUACUCAGGGGAGGAGCCAGCCUGGCAUCACUUCUGGACUCACCUUGGUGGGGGAGCUGAUGGGCCCUGAGGCCCAUACUUGGGGGUCUCCUGCUGCUUAGGUCCUUCUGGGACCCCCACCCAUCCAGGCCUUCUCUUUGCACACUUCUUCCCCCACCUGCUGCCCAUCUUCCCCUCCCCCCCACUGUGGUGCUAGGCCUGGAAGUGGUGGGGGUGGGGUGGGGGUUUGGCCAUUACCAUUUCAUGCCUAUCCCAAAAUGAAGAUGCCCUUCAAAGGGCAAUGACCACACUG
Molecule: messenger RNA, 1472 nt
Organism: Suricata suricatta (meerkat)
Lineage: Eukaryota; Metazoa; Chordata; Mammalia; Carnivora; Herpestidae
Gene: PHLDA3
Product: pleckstrin homology like domain family A member 3
Exons: 2
Coding region: 353-730 (125 amino acids)
Biological process (GO): intrinsic apoptotic signaling pathway in response to DNA damage by p53 class mediator; positive regulation of apoptotic process; negative regulation of phosphatidylinositol 3-kinase/protein kinase B signal transduction
Cellular component (GO): plasma membrane
Molecular function (GO): phosphatidylinositol phosphate binding
Source: RefSeq, a predicted model, not a curated record